AUGAGCCCCGAGACCUUUGCCCUGCGUUGUGUUGCGGAGAAGUCGUACCUGCUCAACGGCUCCUGCUGGCGCCGCCGCGCCAAGAGGCCCUUCCCCUGCCUGAACCGACAGAGUUCGGAGCCCACCGAACCCUUGAUGCUGGAGGACUGCGACGAAGGCAAGUCUUCCUUCUCUGAGGGAGAUGUCACCCGAGGCUUUGACGAAGGCACUGGCUGGUUGCGUCUCAUGGACGGGUCAUUCCUGCCACUGCUUCUGCGCUUGGAUGAAACACGGCUGGUGCCAGCACUGACCCUGUGGAAUGGACCCUCCUUGAAAUGUGGACAGCUCGUGAGGACUCGAGAGGCCUUCGUGCAGAGCAGAGCAACCGUGCCGCCCGGGUGCGUGGGCCUGGUGCGGCGCAUCGAAGAGGAGGACUGUGCCACGGUGGACUUCGAAGGGCAAGAUCGCCGUGGGCGUGUCACGGGCCCUGCCUUUUUCAAGCUGCAGCUGUUGCCCUACGUCACGAUCAUGGAGGAGCCCAAGGGUGUGCCGAAGCAGGGGACGGUGGUGAAGUGGAGAAAGAAGGAGCAAUGUGGAGAGGUGGUCCAUGACGGGGCAGGAUCCUAUUCGAGUCUCCUCUUUCGGGUCCACCUCCCGGACGGGAGCAAGAGCAUCAAGCUGUCCGAGCGAAGGGGCCUCCGCGAGAUCGCCCUGCCGCCCACGGCCGCCGAGCUGGGGACCUUCGUGCGGCUCAAGGAGGCGGCGGACGAUGCAGGACCGACUCCUGGCGGAGCGAUGCAGGGCUAA
Messenger RNA from Durusdinium trenchii, 786 nucleotides. Lineage: Eukaryota; Dinophyceae; Suessiales; Symbiodiniaceae. The record is from the annotation of a GenBank genome assembly.